AACAACAAGGACAAAAUGUCGUAGCACAUGCAACUGAAGAGUACAGAUUUACACUUUUUACACGUUUACACAUUUCCUUCUUUUUCCUUCCUGAAAUUAUGAACGUAUUUCCAUCUCACUUUACAGUGAAAGAGAGUGCAAUACUAAAAGACCAAUAUAUUUUAUAAACAGAUAUAACUUAACCUAAUAUAACCAAAGGCGACAACUAAGUUUUAGUUCAACUUGAUGAUUAUAUACAUAUAAUAUUGAUAAUAGAAUCAAGAUUAAUCUUAAACAUUGGUUUAUAUAAAAUCUUAUCAAUUCAUAACAAUAUUAUAAAUUUAUAAGUGGUUUGAAGCUCACACAAAUAUUAAACUAAAUGUCUGAGAUAACAAUAAAGCUGUUUUAGCUGCUGUAUAAAAGUGACACGUCACUGAAUCACCAAGUGUACUUUGUAGCUACAAACGAUUUCAAGAUGAGUAUACCUCCCAUCAAACCACCACGUGGCAUUAAACCAACCAAGGAAACGAGUGGUCUGUUGAUCUCCGUAAUUCGUGCUUUAUCAGCAAGUGAAACAAAUGAGCAACGCGAAAUUGAGAAGGCUAAACUAGAAAAAGAGUAUAAGCGGAGCGAUCAACGAUUAGACGAAUUAGUCUCCCUGCAUGAUCAGGAUCUCACGGAAGUUAUGCAAAUAUUCAGCGCAUUGUCUGAGAAAGUAACAUCAUCACGAGAGAAGAUUCAUGCGGUAAAAGAGAAUUUAAAUGCCUGUAAACAAUUGCUGAGGUGUAAGCGAGAGGAGUUACUCAACUUGUGGCUAGAAGGAAUAGAACAUAAACAAGUCUUACAUCUUUUAAAAGAUGUAUCUGCAGACUCAUGUGGACGUAUGGUACCUUUAAUAGAACCUGAAUCAUUAGCAUCAUCCAAUACAUCGCAUGGUCCCUCAGUAGACCAAUAAAUAUUCUAUAUAUAUAUUUCACUUAACAUUUUAUAAUAUAUCAAUAAUAGAUGUUACUUGAUCUAAAAGUUAUGAAUUUAAUGUGUAGAAAUUUAUAACAAUAAGAAUAAAAUUAAUCAGUUGAAAUUA
Messenger RNA from Dinoponera quadriceps, 1063 nucleotides. RefSeq names its product exocyst complex component 4 (gene Sec8). Gene Ontology annotation, biological process: exocytosis; Golgi to plasma membrane transport; chemical synaptic transmission. The coding region runs from base 455 to 934 and encodes 159 amino acids. The record is from RefSeq and is a predicted model, not a curated record. Gene Ontology annotation, cellular component: exocyst; growth cone membrane; synapse. Lineage: Eukaryota; Metazoa; Arthropoda; Insecta; Hymenoptera; Formicidae. The transcript has 5 exons.